Messenger RNA from Polypterus senegalus (gray bichir), 5518 nucleotides. RefSeq lists its product as uncharacterized. Bases 126 to 1457 code for a protein of 443 amino acids. Lineage: Eukaryota; Metazoa; Chordata; Cladistia; Polypteriformes; Polypteridae. The record is from RefSeq and is a predicted model, not a curated record. The transcript has 5 exons.
CGGGAGUGGAGAUGACUCGAGUAAUGCGCGUUUUAGUUCCUGGCGCUGCUGACGCAGUUUCGUUUCUUUCCGCUACAGUCAGUGCGCAGUAAGAUUUCAUUUUUUAGUGAUAGCAAAAAGAAGAGAUGUUGCAGGAUAAAGAAGUGGAUAGUCUCGGCCCUUUGGAAAGCUUCAUUGAUACAGAAAAAAGUGUAACUUUCAGAACAGACAAUGGCUUAUUCUGGUGCAGUGUUGACGUUGGGGGAGAAUUCAACAGCAUUCAAGGUGUCAGAAGUUUUAAUGAAGAAUCUUGUAAGUUCAAGGUAUUGAGAGGGAAGAAUGGCAAGAUACUGCUACAGGAUUGGCGAGGAGUAUACCUCAGCAGAGUCCACAGAGUCAAUGAAAAUUUUAUUGAGGCUGCAAAAUCUGAAUCAGAUGCAUUAUGUGAAUUUCAAGUAUCCUAUGAGGAUGGGAAAGUGAUCUUCAGAGCCGACAAUGGAAAGCUUGUCAGCAGAUAUUUCAAUUAUACAGAGCACCAUAUCGAAGCAGCUUAUGAGCAACCUAAUGUCUGCUGCAGAUUCACUGUAAGCCCUGGAGACUCCACAAACAGUCAAACUUCUCUGGAAAGAUACAUUGACAGUGACCAGUGGGUAACUUUCAGAACAAUUGAAGGUACAUUCUGGUGCAGCAAGGCUCAUAGUGGUGGCAUUUACAAGCUCCAGGCUGUAGACACUCACGAUGAAGAAUUGUGCAAGUUCAAGGUUUCAAAGGCCGACAAUGGCAAGAUACUACUUCAGGACAAAAGGGGUGUAUACCUUAGCCUCAAUCAAAGUGAUGGCAUUGGAAGAAUUCAAGCGACUAAACGUGAACCUGACACAUCCUGUGAAUUUCAAGUCUCAUACGAAGGCAAAAGGGUACUCUUCAAAGCUGAAAAUAGCAGGAUGCUGAGCUUGUUUUACCAUUGUGGCGGCCACCCAAUAAAAGCGGAUAAAGAUGUUUCAGAUAUCUUCUGCAAGUUAACAGUCAACAGUGAAGCCCCACGUGCUACCAUUGCUAAUUUGGAAGAAUACAUCAACACAGAUAAAUGGGUCAUUUUUACAACAGACAAUGGCUUAUUCUGGUGCAGCAAACCUGAUGGUCAGAUUCAGGCAGUCGACAUCUUCGAUGAAGAGUGGUGCAAGUUUAAAGUCACAAGAGUAAAUGGUGCAAUCUUUCUGCAAGAUAAACGUGGAAUUUACCUCAGCAGAAUUCGAAGAGGUGAUAUUGACUUUAUUGAAGCCGCUAAACCUGAACCAGAUGUAUUUUGUGAAUUCAGUGUCUCCUCUGAGAAUGAAAAGCUCUUAUUUAGAGCUGAGAAUGGAAGAAUGUUAAGCAGAGUUUGUCGUUAUGGACAACAAAUUAUUGAAGCAGCAAAAGAUACUCCAGAUAUCUUCUGCCAGGUCACCGUCAAUGAAGGUACAUAUCUAAAUGCAGAAUGAUAAAAGUCUGUUGCUUCUUUAUAAACCUGAAAAAAUAAAACUACUUCAAUGCUCAUGUUAGAAAGAUUAGAGCUAUAUUGUUUAAUUAAUUUCACAGGAAGUGUGAAAAAGAUAUCAAAUACUCAUUCAUUCCUAAACCCAUUAUAAUCACUACAAAUAAUUCGCAUUUUUAGAAGUUGCUCUUUCAAUAGUCACUUUAGGGGAGCACACCAUAACAAGGUGCUUGAUGAGUAUCAAUACCAAAUGUUUCUUAUGACAAGUAAAAGUAAAAAAAUAUAUACCAAAAAAACUUGAAAUUUCCAUUAAAAUGAAACUGUUUGAGUGUUAAAUUAAAUUUUAAAUAAAAGUACUUGUGUACAUGAACAAUCUUCAGUAUUUUAGGGCAAUGUUUAUUAUAGUCGUUCCGGUUAAAUACAGUAUGUCCUGAAAAACAGCUUUUUGUAGUUUAAUUAUUUUUACUGAUAAACAGAAUUUUUGUUACUUUACAUUACAAGUUGAAUAAUCUUGCCUGUAAUUGGCACCACCUACUUUUUUACAGUACAAAAUGAUCAGGGUCAGUAUGCUGUCUGAUCUUUGGCAUUUAUCUGGUUUGUAAUGACCAGUGAAAAUGAGAAACAUAAGGUCUGUAUAUGAAAUAAUUCCUUUCUUGAAACUAGGUUAAUGUUUUUGACUCAAAUGAUUUAUUUGUUCUUAGUCUCUCAAUUUUUGCAGCAAAUCAAUAUAUAGAAUCUUUAAAUUGUUGAAUAAGAUUAUAAUAAUUGAUUUAAUCGAAUAUAAUAAGGGCUUUGAAAGAUAGAGGUUUGAAGAUAUUGUAAAUAGGAAGAAGACAGUAUUUGAGGUUUAAUGAUCAGGAUUCAGAAGUUAGCCUGCAGAGAGAGCUUCUAAAAAGAGUGGAACAGCGGAAGACAAAAUGAGGGAGGCCAAAGCAGAGAUGGAUGAAUAAAGUAAAAGAAGAUUGGAAGAAAAAGGAUUUAAUUGUGGAGGUGGAGGAUCAAGCUGUAUGGAGGUUGAUCAGCUACAUUGACACCACAUAGAAGUGGGAAAAGAUGAAGUUGAAGAAGUUUAAUAUGAUUAAAAUAUUCCAUGUCAGUAGUGACAAGUUACUGACCUUUUCAGUUUUAAAAUAAUGAAAAAUAAGUACAUUGUGUUAUUUUAAUUACACUGGGUGUUAACCAUCCACCUACUCUUUAGCCAUGUGUUUUGCUGCUGAAAUAACUCAGUUUCUCAUUGUUUUUAUGUGGGUUUUCCUUCCAUAUCCUGAAUGAUGUGUACAUUAGGUUGACUGGUAAUUGUAAAUUUGACCCAAUUUGAUUGGGCUCUCUGAUGCUCCUGCCAGGAUUGGUUCACCAUUACUUGGAUUAAACCAUGCUGAGAAUGAGUAUGGCUAUGACUAUUAAAAUAGCCUUAAAGAGUGUCACAGAUGUGUGACCGGGGUAGUGGGUGGGUGGGGGUCAUCGUCCUGGUUUGACUGACAUAAGCGAUACCACUCUAGGACAAGAGGGGGCACUGUUGCUAACAGUAUCUUCUGUUUCACCCACAGCCCCUAGAAGAUGCCCAGUGAGGUCAACCAAGCCCAGCCGUGACACCCAGAGUAGGCCCGGCCCCUUUCAGUCAGGGCGGCACAAAACCAGGCAGCCCAGAAAGGUGGUGUCUUGUUCACUCUUGGCUCUUGCAUGUUCCCGUACGUGAUCUGAGAAAGAGAUAACUUUGAUGGGCUAAUUUUCUGUUGUGCCACAGUAUAGUCUUUUUUCCUUCUUUGCUCAGUUUGCUUAUUAAACAUGACUACUAGGUUGGUAUCCAACCAAUUUUGUGCUGCCUUGGUAUGGUCUGUCUGCCGGUCGCAAGGGUUAAUUAAAUGCAAUAUUCUUUUAGAGCAGCUUUUUGCCUUUACUAAUAAUCAAGGCUAUAUACUUUCUGAAUCACACACAGUCUAACACUUGUGAAAAAGAGACCAAAGAGACAGAUUAAGGGUUGGGGGAACUGUCCCCAUAUACUGUAGGUGAACCAGAAUAUUUGCUUCUUCAUGUACAGAGUGUAAGAAUUAGCAUAUACAUUCGGCAAUCAUACUGGAAAGGCAGCUGGUUUUUAUGGUGGAUGGACCGGAAAUUGGUGUAGAGGUGAGAUGGCAUAGACGGGAUGGGACGGAGAUGAUGUCAUCAGAGUGCGACUGGGUUGAAGUCGUCACAUGGGGACAUCUGGAAUGCAGAAGGUCUUCCUUGCUUGUGCUUGUUUUUUAGUGGAGACUUCACAUAUCUGGAUUCAUCUGUUCUUCGAUCUUUGUGAUUAAAAAAGGAGAGAAGCGUUAGUAUUCUGUCUUAUAUCCCUGUCCAGUGAGUUUUCGCGCACCAUUGAUCCUUUUGGCUGCCGCCUAAUCAUGCGUGUGUGACACACUUUAACCCUGGUUUACUUAAACUUGUGGUCAUAUGUAUGUACUUGGACAACUAUUUUAUUUUAUUUAAUUAACCAACCAAACACUCCUUUUAAUGCUAAACUUUAAAAAAAAAGUAGUUGUUUAAUUUUAAUGUUUGUCUUUUAAUGUGAAUAACAAAUACUCUUUGAAUUUUCUUUUAAAAAUGGAUUUAGGCAGAUAUAUAGUAGAGUGUGAUAACCUAGUUGGACAAGUUGGAGCACUGAUACCACUUUAAUGGCAAGGGCCUGGACAAGACCAAUGCUGUUAUUCCAGGUCCAUAAAAUGACAAACUGAGUAGUUUUCUCGUGGUUGUAUCCCCACAUCCCAAGCAUAUUAGGUUGAUUUGAUAGGCCCAGUGUCCUAUGGGAGCAGAUAUCAGUGUCAUCCUCUCUGCUGAACUGUGGCAGAUUUAAACAAAUAGAUUUUUGAAAACCUUCACUUAUUUCACUUGCGCUGCAUUAAUUCAGUAUAGCAUAAGACCAUAGCCUCCCAAUUCACACUGACGCUGGUCCAUAUGUCAGUUCUGCAGGAAAGAAUGAAAAACUCCAGCUUUUGCCAUUUUAAACUAUUUUCAGCAGAUUCUCAGUGUUCCUGUAUCAGUGCUUGCUGGUGAUUUUUAUUUUCAUUUUGAGUCUGUAUUAUAUGUUUAGUAAGAGAAUUCAGCUUCAUUUCACAGCAGUUAUGGAUAUUAUAUGUAUACAUUGUGGCCAGUAGGGGGUGCUCCAGCUCCCCAAGCACAACACAGAUAGGCUCAGACAUCGGUAUGAAAGCACCAAAGAGUUUUUAUUUGUGGGAAACGCUUCCUCUAUGUUUCCCACCAGUGUAGCACAAGCACGAUACAGCCAGCGCACAGCAACUCUUUGUCUCUUCCCCGCUCUGUUUUUCUUGUCUCUGCAUCCUCCACUCCUCACAGCAAGCAUUGUCCUCCACCUUCCAACUCUCACUCCCUAAAUGAAGGCAACGGGCUUCUUUUGUUUUUCACCUGGGAGUACUUCCGGUGGUUUGUUAGCAUGGUUAGGAAGCACUUCCAGGUGAGGCAGAAGCCAAACAAAAUAGGGCUCUUCAGUACACACAGCAACCCCUGGCAGCACCCACGGAACCUAACAGGGCCAAGACUGCAAAUUCCAAGUCCCAGUGUGCCCUGUGGGAAUCUGAGGCACCGCUGCAACCCCAUCUAGUGAUCUCUACCCUGGUCCUCAGUCCACCUCAAAGACUUUGUUCUGAAAGAAUUUGGCUGUGGGUGAAAUCUGUUUAAUGACCCCUGCUGUAAUUGGUGCCUCAUCGAGUCUACUGACAGUGUCAGUGUGGAAAUGGAUUAAUGCAUGACUUUAUGUUAGUAGCAUUUAUUAUUACUUAAUAUCUGGCUGAUGCCUUUAUCUUAGUCAACUUACAACAAUUGAGAUAUGCAAAGGUUUUUUAAUUUAAUAUUUAACAACAUCAUUUAAUAACAUAUACAAUGUGUAAAUAGUAUGUGAUAUUACUGUUCAAUAAAUAUUGUACAAACUAUACGUUACAAUAAAAGUAUAAUAACAUAAUAUAAUUUAGUAUAACUAAGUUUACUGUUUAAUGUCAGCUAAAAUUAUUUGUGAAAUAGGAGAUGUAACCAGAAAUGCAGUAUAUACUGUACAUCAAUAAAAGCCUAAAAUCUUCA